Messenger RNA from Meira miltonrushii, 1897 nucleotides. RefSeq lists its product as uncharacterized. Bases 187 to 1833 code for a protein of 548 amino acids. NCBI's taxonomy places the organism in Eukaryota, Fungi, Basidiomycota, Exobasidiomycetes, Exobasidiales, Brachybasidiaceae. Gene Ontology annotation, molecular function: protein binding. The transcript has a single exon. The record is from RefSeq and is a predicted model, not a curated record.
CAGACAUUGUGAUUCGGCGAAAAGUCUGUGCGCGUUGGGGUUAAUCAAGUCCCAUCAUAAAAGCCAAUCUGAGUUUGUAUUUCUCCUUUUCAUUAACAAUUUCCUUCGUCUGCGCCAUCAACACCUUUAUCGUCUCGUCAAUAGUGUCGAGAUCAAAUGUGAGUAAUACUGACACGGGUAAACAAGAUGCUGUCUUCUGUAAACUUAUCGUACCGUCUUUAUUCCAGGGUUUUUACCGCUUGCCUUUCGACGAUCAUUGAUAGAUUCAAAUCUUCCAAAAAGACAAAUCAAAUGUUCUCGGCGAAGGACGAGGACGAGAAGCGCUUUCAGGAAGCAUUACAAAACGAGGCAACCAACAAUUCUUCUUCCCCUCCUCAUCCUCUGUUUUCGGAUGACAUCUUAUGCCAAAUCUUUCGUUUGAUCACCUUGCGAGAUUUAGCAAACGCUCAGCUAGUCUGCAAACAGUGGAACAAGAUUUUAUCUGAUCAUCAUGCAAUUUGGUGGGAUGCAAUUUACCUUGACAACGAUUUGGCUUUCGAGCGAAAGGACUUUUGUGCGGUUCAAACUUUCAAAUUGGCAUCAAAAUUACUCCAAAGAGACGAUUGCAAUGCAACUACACCAAAAGUCUUCUUGCCCAUUCCUAUAGACUUCUGCAGCGAGACAGAGAUACGUUGUGCUUUGCUGAAUAUCACGAAAGCCGGCGUAAGGUGCUUAUGGAUCUUGAUUGGAGCAAAUCUUCAUUGCUGCAAAGCCCACAAAAGCUCGUGCCGGUCAAUCAGUCAUGAAGCGGCACAUAGAUUGCUUGUAUGCGUUGUUGGGACUGUAAAAUGGUGCUCUCAACUUACCUCAUUGCGCCUGGUGACGAAUUUGAAUAACUUCGCCAUGUACAGACACUUACCAAUGGAGGAAGACCUGCCUAUUUCUAAGUGCAAGAUUGAACAUCUGACCCUUGUGAAUAUACCACUCGACAUGUUCUUUACGAACUUAGCAAUUUACAACGCUUUCAAGACGCUACGAUCUCUCAAAAUCAGCAACUGGUCAGUCAUUGAUCCUGAGCAACAUUAUCUAAUGAUGACGAACAUUACUCUUUCUUUAGCAGUCGCCAGUGAAAGUAUUGAAGAGGUUACAAUUGAUCUUCAUCUUUUUCUCCCCGAGCAAAGAGCUGACUAUGUUCUCAAUACCCAAAAGACACAGUACUUUUCGAAAGAUGACGGACCGGUAAUUACCUUGCCAAAACUGAAAACUCUAACGUUUUGUCAUACUGGAGUGCCAGUCUUGCUCCUCCUUGUGCGCGCUCCAAAUCUUGUACGACUCAACUUAUCGCCAGAUCAGUGCGAUGGUUCGAUAGACUUUCGCAGAUGGGCUCGUGAACAUCCUCUUCUGCAAAAGGUAUCGCUCCGAUUGGUCCAUAGAGUUGGAUCUUACUCCGUUGAGUCAUCCGAGAAAGCCCUUACUUUCAUUGAACAACAGCACACAAUGCAGGAAUUAGUGGUCUGGGAGCCCAUCAAGCGAUCUCAAGAUGAAAUCGUUAAAUUUAUCCGCUACCGUCAAAACGAUGCUACCUCUCCAAGCUUGAAAGAAGUUACAAUCAUAGAUCAAGAAGAAAAUUCUCUAACUGGAAAUGGAUCACGAUGGCUCGAGAACAAUCUGCCGACGUUUAAUCACGUUUAUCUGACGAAAAGAGAACACUCUUCCGUUGCAAUUCCUACGGAAGAUGAAAUGAAAGCAAACAAGUUAUGCUACGAGCAAACCGACUUGCACUUUUAUGAAAGGGGUAAUCCCGUGAACUUUGUUCCUUCAAGAAUGACCGUCAUUGAGCACCAAGAGACGUGAUGCUAUGCUAAAUGUUCCCGCUUUGACGACCGAAGAUAUGUAAAAUAUUUGUACAAUAAAAACC